AUGCACCUGCUUCAGUUUCCGAGCACAUGCCGAAAGCUGCAGAGCAUCAGAGUACAGCUGCAGAGCGUGUGCCGAGUGUUGGGGAGUCUACACGUACAGCUGCAGAGCAUGCGCCUGAAACCUCACACUCUCCGCUUACAGCUACAGGGCAUACGCCGAAAUCUGCAGAGGCUCCACGUACAGCCGCAGAGCAUUUGGCCAGUGCUACUGAAGCCUCAUCUACAGCCCCAGAUCAUCUGCCGAACACUGGAGGGGUUUUGGACGCAGCGGCAGAUCUUGUGCCGAAAGCUGAAGGCGGACCUGUUACAGCUGCAGAUGUCCUGCUGGAUCUAUUUCUGCAAAUCUGCAAGUGGGGAGAGAAAAACACACGAUUCUUGA
Molecule: messenger RNA, 378 nt
Organism: Prorocentrum cordatum
Lineage: Eukaryota; Dinophyceae; Prorocentrales; Prorocentraceae
Source: the annotation of a GenBank genome assembly